AUGAAUUUAAUUUUCCCUUCAGAACCAUUUUGCCUUUUUGACAUGAAAAUGUUUGACACUUUAUUAACUGAGGCUCGUUUACUUGGUUAUAAUGCUUUGUAUAUGUUACAGAUUUAUUGCCUUUGCAGAAUUAGUUUUGUUAAAGGUUGGGGCCAGGAAUAUAGACGACAAACAAUUACCUCAUGUCCAAUGUGGAUUGAAGUCCAAUUCCCUCGCCCUCUCCAAAUUCUAGAUGAAGUGCUAAUGGAAAAUGCUGACGAAAUUGGUGGGGAAGAGGUUCACAGUUUCUCUUAA
This is a messenger RNA of Meloidogyne enterolobii, 294 nucleotides long. NCBI's taxonomy places the organism in Eukaryota, Metazoa, Nematoda, Chromadorea, Rhabditida, Meloidogynidae. The record is from the annotation of a GenBank genome assembly.